This is a messenger RNA of Lindgomyces ingoldianus, 1824 nucleotides long. RefSeq lists its product as uncharacterized. Lineage: Eukaryota; Fungi; Ascomycota; Dothideomycetes; Pleosporales; Lindgomycetaceae. The record is from RefSeq and is a predicted model, not a curated record. The coding region runs from base 1 to 1824 and encodes 607 amino acids. The transcript has 4 exons.
AUGAAACGUAAGAAGGACUCUAUUGCUUAUCCAGAUGAACUCAUGUGUCCUGUCCCUCGAAGACCAACCAACAACACACCAACGGCUCUUCUAAGAAUACUUCGUGUCAUAUUCGCUCGGUUUCCAGGCAAAAAAACUCCAUUGGGCGUGUGUGCGCGGCCUCUCACGGGCUCUCUGACGAGAAGCGUGACCUGGUGCUUGCGGAGGAAACUGGUCUUUCCUCUAGUGGAGAGCAGCCUGUCUGUAGCGCAAGAUCUAGGAAUGCGAAUGCCCCUCACCCUCACCCUCCUACUAGAUCCCUCCUCAAUCUCUUUCCUCAAUCCGCCAUCCUUAAUUGAUGGCGAGGCGGGCUUCGUUAUGGAGGGCCGGAACACUGUUUACAACUCCGACGAGGGCCCGUUUGCUUUCACCCCCUCAGAGAAAGGACCUGAGACUUGGAAUCAUCGAAAUAAUUCUCUUCCCUUCGACAGCCGCGGUUGUGCCAGUGGUUUUCCCGGAUUCAGAAAACCAAACUCCGGUACGCUAGCUCCAGAAGGUCUCCCGAUUCCACCUUCUUUCGUCACAGGAAAUUCACAAGGGUGUGAUAUGCCCACUAUGCAAGCUACCGUCGACGCUGCUGCAACUGGUCCGGCCUCUUCUCCGAACGCUCGUCCGCCGGCUACCCUAGCUCACACUUCAAUCAGCAGGUUUGAGAAGAAUGAUGUUCAUGCUCCCCCCUUUAAGUUCAAUGCCAUGGCAAAGCCGUUCGACCCCAAGGCCGAGUCGCACGAGGUGACGCCUCUUCAGAGAAAAGCUGCACCUACUUUCACCACCUUUCACCCAUUCCCCUUCCUUCCUGCCGAGAUCCGUGAGCGCGUCUACGAGUAUGCCCUCAACUUCUGUUCUGCCAUUCGUCCCCAACUUUGCAAUGAAGGCUCUGCCAUCCGCUUCCACGACGCCAACCAUUCUGAGCACAAUGCCGUCUUCCGUCAGAUGGCUGUUACCCGUGUCUCCAGGCUAGUUCGCAACGAGAGCCUGAAAGUCUUCUACGGGUGCAACAUCUUCACUUGCGAUAUCGAUACUGCCAUCUUCUUCGAACGCCUCACUCAUCUGGGCCUCUUCGGCAUGAUCCGCCACGUUGACGUCCAAAUUCCUUUCUACUACGAAGAAUACGGCGCUAAGGUUCUUUCCCUUCUUCGCCAAAAUAUCAAAGCCCAAGAGCAGUUCCAGCUCAGGUUUGAGACCAAUUACCGCAGUCCCUACACCCUUAAGACCAACACCCUUAAGACCAAUACCAGCGCCGUUACCACCAUGAUCUCGAACAUCAAAAAGAUCAUGACUUCCGAGAAGGCUAACAACGCCACUACUGACUAUGACUUCUGGGCCGAGCGCCACGGCCUCGAGACCUUCAAGAAGCAUCCCGCAUAUGCCGCCAUUGAUCCUGAUACUGGCCUCUUUGUCGUUCUCCGAAAGCUCUCGGCCCGAGCUGGGUCGGGCCGGCGCGCCCUGACUCUGCACGUCCCAACGGCUAGCCUGCUUGCAGAGCCUAACCUGGUCUGGUUCACCAAGGUCAUGGAGGGCCUUGAUAUUGAUCUGAAUCUGGUUGAGGGAGCUGAUCUAGUCAGCUCUGGAGGCCAAUUCAAGGUGUCCUGGCACCAAAAGCUUCAGCGGCGCGAUUUGAAGGAGGCGGACGAGAGGAUGGCCAUCCCGGUCCGAAGACAGAUCAUGGAGAAGGCCUUGAAAAUAUUCCCCAAGAUGAUGAGUUGGGACUUGCCGCGUCGUUCCAGCUACUACCGCCGUGGCUGCCACGGCGGCAUCGAGUGGUUCGAUGUUGACCUCGCUUGA